AUGAAAAGAUCGAAAAUAGGCAAAAAACAAGACUUAGAAAGGGACAAAUUUUGCUAUAUCUGUGAAGAUAUAUCAAUUAGAGCAAACUCUGUGAUAGAAUGCUCAAUCUGUGAGCUUGCAAUUUGCAAAAAACAUGCACGAAGAAAUGAUGAAAAUUCAUGGAUUUGCGUAAACUGUGUAAGAGAAGAAAUUAAAGCCAGUUUAUUGAAUGGAGAAUUAGGAAAUAAUUUAACGCAAUUAAGAAGUGAUAUCAAAGUAUAUCAAGAUGAAAAAACUAGGAGAAGGGAAGAAAUUGCUAAACAUAAAUCAACUAUAUUAAGAUUGGAAUCACAACUUAAAACUAAUGAAAGCAAGUACGUGCAGAAGAUAAAAGCAAUAGAAGAAAAAAUAGAAAAAGAAGAAAACCGAACAUAUCUGGUCGAAAGCACCAUUGAAAAUUUAAAAGAAGUUAUAAUAAGUUCAGAAAACUCAGAAAAAGUUAUCAGAGAUCGGCUGAAUUCUAUAGAAGCUGAGAUUAAACAUAUUGAACAAAACCGCGACAACCAUAUAAAAGACAUAGAAAAACUUGAUACAGAAAGUUGUGAGCUUGGGAAUAAAAACCAAAAUAUGAUUCCCUAUAAAAAGUUAAGGACUAUCACAUGCAGAAACUGCCAUAAUGAAAUUAAAAAGAAGUUUAAAGAUCAAAUACUUGUGCUGCUAACCUUGCUUUUAUUGGGACAAGAUAUAGGUAAAAUUUUGUUUUUAAAAUAGGAAAAUUAUAUAUGGGAAUACUAGUUUUUAACAAAAUUAGUUUUGGUCUAAUUUAAUAUAAAAGGCGAAGCAGAAUAUUAUUUAAACAGUUUUCUACUGAAUUGAUUAAAGUUUUUGAUUAAUUGAAUUUAGAUUUUUAAUUUUUAAAAAAGUUAGCCCCCUUUAAAAUGGAAAAAGCUUUUUAUUCCAAUUUAAAGGGGAAGUAAGGCACAUUGCUCGAGAAAGUCUAAUUGAAAGUGUCAUGAAUACAAGAGAAGCAAUAGAGUCAAGAGAUAAAAAUGAUCCGAUAUUAGCUGAAGAAAAAAAGGCAUGCCCGAAAUGUUUAUUGAUGUAA
Messenger RNA from Blepharisma stoltei, 1084 nucleotides. The record is from the annotation of a GenBank genome assembly. Lineage: Eukaryota; Ciliophora; Heterotrichea; Heterotrichida; Blepharismidae.